Molecule: messenger RNA, 1106 nt
Organism: Carassius carassius (crucian carp)
Lineage: Eukaryota; Metazoa; Chordata; Actinopteri; Cypriniformes; Cyprinidae
Product: leukocyte surface antigen CD53-like
Exons: 8
Coding region: 175-852 (225 amino acids)
Cellular component (GO): membrane
Source: RefSeq, a predicted model, not a curated record
CACUGUCAGUUAGACACUGCGUCACUCACAGAGGAAGUAAGACUCGAUGCACUCCCACUGCCACUGACACAGACUUUAAGAACAACACGGUCACAAAGCGCGAGUCCAGCUGCCUCAAUUGAGGAUUAUUCUUUGGAGCAUCUUUACCGAGUAAAUUAAAGAACGCAGUGGAAGAUGUCGUGUCUGAAGUGCCUGAAGUACACCAUGUGUGUGGUGAACUUCAUCUUUUUUAUCUGUGGGGCUACUGUCUUCGGAUUGGGCAUUUAUUUGAUGACAUUCUCCAGGUACUCUUCCUUACUCCCCAGUCUUCAGGCUAUGAACAUCGCAAACACUCUUUUCAUCACUGGGAUCAUUAUCACCUGCGUCUCCUUUUUGGGCUUUCUCGGAGCCCUGAAGGAAAAUCGAUGCCUGCUUAUAUCUUUCUUCAUAUUGUUGUUCAUUCUAAUGCUGGCUGAGCUGGCUGCUGCCUGCCUUUUGCUGAUGUACGAGACACAGAUUGACACCUUCAUUAAUGAAGAUCUUAAGAAAGGUUUGGAAAGUUCCAUAAGGAACAGAAAAGCACACAAUACCACAAUUGAUGAUGAUUGGGACAAAGUGCAAACAACAUUUAAAUGUUGUGGAAUUACUAACCAUACACAAUGGGGGACAUCUGUACCGAAUUCAUGCAACACUGGAAAAGAUACGUCAUACUGGACAGAUGGUUGUUUCACAAAGCUGAAGAACACGUUUGAGAAAAACCUCUUGAACACAGGGGUUGGCGUCAUUGUUAUCUGCAUUAUUGAGGUCUUGGGUAUGUGCUUCACCAUGACCCUGUUCUGCCACAUAAGUCGAAGUGGUUUAGGAUAUAAAUGAACAAAAACAUUUCCCUAGAAGAAAUAGCUCCAUCUUUCACCGUUUGGGUUUCAAAUAACUUGUCUCACAAUACCCAAACACAGCCAGUAAAAGACAAGAUGGCUCGCAGUUCUUACACAGAUGCUUUCUUCUAUGUGUAUGGUAUUUGUCCUCCACUAAGAAACGGUGAUACAAACCCAUAAUUAUUGUAACUGCAUUAAUAUUAGUAUUAUCAUCAGAUUUUGCAUGUAUGAAUAAGUUAUUAAAGCAAAAAA